This is a messenger RNA of Humulus lupulus (European hop), 618 nucleotides long. RefSeq lists its product as uncharacterized. Bases 1 to 618 code for a protein of 205 amino acids. The transcript is spliced from 2 exons. NCBI's taxonomy places the organism in Eukaryota, Viridiplantae, Streptophyta, Magnoliopsida, Rosales, Cannabaceae. The record is from RefSeq and is a predicted model, not a curated record.
AUGGUCGAAACCCAGAAAUUUCACUCCGCUCUAGCUGUAACCAACGUGAAGUCUCUUAUUCCAAUCACCUUGGACAUGGAAACUGGCCAGUAUCACUCAUGGGCAACCUUAUUCAAGGUUCAAGCCAAAGUUCAUUCGGUUCUUGAACAUAUAAUCCCUCCUACAGAUGAUGAAGCCAAGAAGAAGUACCAAGCCUCCAAGGACGCCGAUCUUCCUCUAUGGAAUCAAAAGGCUUGGCAGUGUGUGGCUGAUUUAUUUCAAGAUAACAAAAACACUCGGGCAGUAUAUCUUGAAACUCAGUUCACGAACACGAGCUUGGCAGAUUUCUCUUCAACCUCCGCCUAUUGCAAUCAGCUCAAAUCUCUUGCCGACCAAUUGUCCAAUGUUGGGGCCCCUAUUUCCAAUCAACGUCCACUGUUACGUCUCCUAGCUGGCUUAACCGAAGCAUAUAGCGGGUUUGUCACGGUUAUGCAACAAAAGGAUCACUUACCAACCUUUGCGACACUGUGUUCUCGUUUAAAGUUAGAGGAGACCACAAUUAAAGAUAUGGCAGCCUGUGAUUCUAGUUCCACCUCCUUCCUGUCCGUGGAUAACGACUCUUCUUCUCAGCCACCAUAG